AUGAAAAUGCGAGUGAAAAUGAUGUUGAACGCAGCAAAUGUAAUUUCAUAUUUGCACUCAAAUGGGAUAUUACACAGAGAUAUCAAGCCAGACAAUAUCUUAGUGUUCCGACUUGUUUUAAACAACAAAGCAAAUGCUAAGUUGACUGAUUUUAUAGCAAGUCGAAAUGUCAACAUGUUGAUGACGAAUAUGACAUUCACUAAGGGAGUUGGAACACCUAAAUAUAUGGCACCUGAAAUUAUGAACAAAAAGCAUUACAAAAAAAUAGCAGAUGUCUAUUCUUUUGCUAUUACAAUGCUUGAAUGCUUUUUGUGGAGUGAGGCGUUCCCAAAAAGUAGUUACAUAUUUCCAUGGACUAUUGCAGAUUAUGUAUCUACUGGGAAAAGACCAGUGACCAUUAAAACACUUAAUAAAAAGUAUAGAAAUGUCAUUGAAAGUGUUGGAAACAAAAGAUUCAAGAGAGUGGUACUAUCAAUGAAAUCAUUGAUGAGCUUAAAACAAUAA
Messenger RNA from Entamoeba invadens IP1, 504 nucleotides. RefSeq names its product protein serine/threonine kinase, putative. Lineage: Eukaryota; Evosea; Mastigamoebida; Endamoebidae. The transcript has a single exon. The record is from RefSeq and is a predicted model, not a curated record. Gene Ontology annotation, molecular function: protein kinase activity; ATP binding. Gene Ontology annotation, biological process: protein phosphorylation. Bases 1 to 504 code for a protein of 167 amino acids.